CAAAACAUCAAUCCCUUACGUUGCAUGGCCGAAUCUCGAAAGCGCAAAUAAACCUACAAGAAACGCAAUAGUUGAUAGCGAUCAUCGAAUCAUAAUUGGAAAAACUGAGGUCGAUGAUGAUGAAGAAUGUGAUGAAAUGGGAAAUACUGAUGAAAUAAAAGAUGACACUGACAAAUCAAUACUUCAUCCAACUGAAGCUAACUACAGAAAAGCUGGAGGUACUGAAGACAUUUCUGUAAGUCAUCAACAAGAUGAUAAUAAAAUGAUAUUUGAUAACUCUAAUGAAGAUUUGUUGAAUCAUGACCUUGGAACUGUGAUAUAUAAAAAUGAAAAUAGUACUAAAAGUUUAGAAAAGACAAUUGUUAAUCAAAGUAGUGUAAUACAAGAAACUGUAGUCCAAGAUAUAGAGCCAAGUAUUAGUGACUUGCAUUAUCAAAUAACUGAUGUGGGAAGUAAAGAAGAAAUACUUAGUGGCUUUAGUAAUACGUGUGUUGAAGUCCAAAACGCAAAAGAAAAUAUGGCAAGCUCAAGUAAUCAAAGUUUUGAUAUCCAAAAUAAAGAGGAAAUCAUUAGCAGCUCUGAUAAUCGAGCUAUUGGAAUUCAAAAUAAAGACGAAAUUCUUAGGGACUCAAAUAAUGAAGAUAUUGAAACCCAAAAUAAAGAGGAGAUACUUCGCAGCCCAGUUAACCAAGAUAUUGAUGUCAGUCAAAUGAACGAUGAGCAACAAAGUCUGAGCAAUAACGAUGACGACGUCACUCUUAUUCUUAAUGAUAACGUAAAUGAAGUGAAAAAUAAUGAAAGUAUUACUGAUGACAGAACUAACAAUGAAAAUAAUAACAAAGAAAGCGUAGCUUACACUAGAGCGAAAAGAAAAAGUAAUAUUCCCCGUAAAUAUAAAUUUAAUGACACUGAAAGUGAUACGGAUGACGACGAAGAUUAUAAUGAAAACGAAACCAAUGACAAAAAACGUGCUGAUAAGCCUGGGGGCAAAUUAUUGUCAAAUAUACAUCAAUGUUAUGUUUGUUUUAAGCUUUACAAAACCAAAGAUGAGCUGCUCGAUCAUUGUGAGCAACAUUUUGAUGUUUGUAACAGAACCAUGCUACGAAAAUGUCCACUGUGCGAUCAUGUUGCCGACAAAAACAUGAGAAGACACCUCAAACUUAAACACAACAUUAAAACGAACCUUCGCACUGGACAUAUAAAAGAUAGAAAAGAUAAUUCCGGCGGCUCCAGAUUCUAUUACGAAUCCAAAAGUAAUAAAUUUGAUAAAAUGGAAAUAAUUCCGAGUGUUAAAAAUUUGAACCGCGAAGCGUACAUGGAUUUGGAUAAAAAACGACGCGAAAGUAAUAUAACAACAGUGCAAAAGAAGAAAUUGGUUAAGAAAGGGAAAGAAUGGAUUGUAAUGAAGGAAAGAGUUAAUAUUGACAACUAUGUUUUGCCACAAUUCGAUUCUGGUGAUACAGAGAUUGGUGAGACAGAUGAUUACUGUCAGAAAUUGAAGAAUUUAAGCAGGGUUGCUAAAAAGAAAGGGCAUAAAAUGAUGUAUCCUUGUGAUAAAUGUGUGAAGAUUUGUCAAACACUGUCCGCUUUGAAACUACAUUAUAGAACACAUGAUCCAAAUCCGAAACCUUACAAACCUAAGGUGUGGAAACACAAAUUAAAAUUAGAUGAGGAGAAACCUAAAAAAGGGAAAACAGGCAAUAAAAUUAGUAAACUAAAUAAAUCUAUUAAUGAUAAACAAAAUAUAGAAACUAGUGAUGGUAGCAAUAAAAAUAAAACUAACAAUAAUAGGUUUUUAGAUCCAAAACCAGUUGUAAACAAACAUAAAUGUGACCCUAAAUUAAUUAAAUUUUACAAAAACAAUAUAAAGGGCGGAGAUAUUGAAUUUUGGCAGUUCUUAAAGAUCUAUAACAGACUUACUCGGGAGAAAAUAGAUAACUUCGAAGACCUAGAAAAUAGAACUGAUUUUGGACUUCAAAUAAAAAUGGAAACCAUAAAAGAAAACAAGGUUGGGGGCACAGUUGAAAAAGAGAGUGACGAUAAACCAUGCAAGGAAAAAAGAGACAGAGGAAGGGUACAAGUAAAGAAGAAUAGAUAUAAAAGAAAGAUUAUGUUGAGUAAGAAAGAGUAUGAAAAGAGGAAUGAACUGAAGAAAAAAUUGAGGGAAAAUAUAAUAAAUACAUAAAUAUAUAUUUUUUUUGAAUUACUUAGUGUGUAUGUAUUAUGUUUAGAGAGCAAUAUAAGUAUUAGUGUAAGCAUACAGAGUGGAUAGUAAACAGAGACAAAAUUUUAUAUUAUUUCAAGUAUUGUAGUGUGUGGUUUAUUGGGAAUCUUAUUACUAAGACACCACUGCCAUUUUAUGUCUAUCAGCGGACUGUAUCACAUUAAUCACUAUAGUUAGAUAGUAUUUGUCAAUAUCACCAAAAAUACAAAAGUAUCUAGUCUUGCCAUAAAUACUGAAACAAAGGAAAAUUCUUCACUGCUAAACGUACGGAUUGUUUUAGGGACUCUAAAUUGUCAAGGCGUUUAGAGCAAGCUGUACUCUCCAAAACUAACCAUAAAUCAUAAGCCAGCGGAUUAAGAUUGGGACAAGACGACGGCUAAUCUUCAGGCCAGUUCGUUUCCAACCAAGGCUGCGUAGACCGAGCUUUAUGACCCGACGCCGAGUCUUGCUGGAAGGACCAUUCUUGGUUAUUGAACAUGGUGUUGUUAAGGGGCUUCACUACAUUCUCAAGAAUGGUAUCGUGAUGCACUUGUGCCGAUGUUUUGAUACCUUUUUCACAAAAUUAUGGCUCAGUCACUCCUUCAUUACUACUACCCCAUUAAACCAUCACUGAAGUCAGAUAGUGCCCACGUUGCACUCUGUAGCUUUGAGCAUAAAUACGGUCAUUUUGUUUGUUAAAAUGCUGCUCAAUUGUAAACAAAUUCUCAUCCUUAAAUAAAAUUUACCUGUGACCUCCCUUUGUGUACCGCUUCAGUAGCUGUUUCGAUUUUACCACCAUAUUCUUUUUUAAAUUAUCAGUAAAGAAAUGACUAGUAUAUCUCUUAUAGGCUGUCAUCGUAAGUCAUCUUUUAAAAUAUGCGCAAGGUUGUAGGUGCUAUCUUCAUUACCCGACAUAAAAUCUUUUGAUUGCGGACAGGAUUCCUUCGAAUUCUAUCUCAUACUGCUUUGACCACCUUUUUCGUACUAACACUACGUGGACGGCCAGAUCUUUUUCUGUCACAAACAGAGGUCUCAUUGUUCCUUUUAAUAGCCCGGUACAUAAACAUUUUACUAAUACCAAGCAUAUGGAGAGUUUUAAAAAUUGCAUUUGGCAUGCCUACUUUGUGUAAUGCAAUCAGCAACGAUUCGGUUCUCUUUAUCACCCUACUCCAUUUUAAUAUCGCAUAAUAUUGUACAAUGUAUUGGCGCCAAAAUGAGAAAACUCAAUGAACAAUCACAUGAAAAUGACAGAUUCCAAAUUGUAAUAUUUUGUUUAUUUUUAAUUGUAACAGGAUUUAUGGCCAGACUAAGUACAUACAGUUAUCGCGCUAGUUGAAAGCAGUCGGGGUUUCAGGUAAAGAUUUGGAGCAUCUCCCCCGCUGUCCGCACGUCUCACCUCGCGCGCCUUCAGCAUCCAUAUUCACUUUAAAAAAUAGUGCAGUCAAUCUACUUUCAUAUGGAGAAUAUUUUUUCGUACUACCAACUGUUUCUUGUUCACUCUGUAUAAUUUUAUUUUGACCUUACUGUAGUUUUAAAGGAUCUCAUCAGAUUUAUUUUUAUUUAGCGAAUAAUAUAUCGGUGUGGAAGAUUAUUUACGUAUUUAAAUAUUUGAUAGUAAACAAUAUAUGUUAACUAUUCCGGGCAACGAACAAGCACUCUACCUUGCAGUGUUGUCACUCCUAUAGACAUCAAAAUGGCACUUAAUUGCGUCUAUUAUAUGGUUGUUCUCACUUCACAGGUGCCCAAUAGGUGUCAUAUAAUAAAAAAUAUAUGCAAAAGUAACGCGUGUAAAUAGACUAUCAGAAGCUUGAAAUAUUUUUAUUGGUCCUUCGAACCUAUUUACUCCAGCUAAAUUAGGGGCGAUAGGGCUCUUCUUAACAUCAAAUUUUUGAAAAAAAACAAUACAUGUUUACUGAUUGUAAUUUAAGUAGGGAUAUCUUAAAUUUUUUUUAAUAUAUAAUGCGUCAGUGGCGAAAUAAGUAGAACCGUUCAGUCACCACAGUGGACCCGGAACGUAUCUCGCCCGCCACGUGUUUUUCGGUUUCCCGAUUCAUAUUUUGUACUAUUGGUCAUUUUUAUAAGGUCGGCAACGUUCUUGUGAUUUCUGUAACACCGAUACAAGAGAGUUUAGGCACCUACUAUUAGCUACUCGUAUGUAUGUUCGUUAGUCUUCCUUCCCCAAACCUAAUCUAUAUCUUGGUAUAUUUAUUCCAAUUCCAAUCUAUAUAUUGUAUAUUUAUAUAUACAUUAUGGCGCCAUCGAUCAUCAUCCCCAUUUGUUGAGAUGUCGCUCUUUGUGAUCUAAAAAUAAGUCGGGUCACUCUUUUUAAGGUUUUUGAUGGCAAUUUUAUUUUGAACAGGAAAUUAUAUUUUUUUAAUAGUGCAAAAAUUUCUGGGAAUGCCAGUCAGAGCGAAUUUAAAGUGGCGACAAAUUGUCAAUUUUCAACCAAUCCUCCGAUUUGAUGUUAUGAAGUUUUUAAACUUUGUGGUACUUUUUCGGCGUUUAACAUUUUAUAAAGUUACAUAGUAAUGUAAACAACCGAAUAACAAAAUAUUUCUUUGCACAUUCUCUAUAUUGGCUCUACUGAAAAAUCUGUGUUCCCGGCCUUAGUAAAUAUAAAAGGAUGCAGACAGGGGUUUGGUUGGAGGGUAGUUCAUAAUUAACGUAUAAUAAUUUGUUGAUUAAUAUUAAGUGUGCUGUUUUAGUUAGUUUUAUUAAGAGUAUAUAAUAGAUAAAUGGCUGUAUAGCAGAGAUAGGUAAAGACUUUUCUGGUUCAUUGAAUGUGAUGAUACUGGUAAUAUUAGUUAGCCAAGCUCCACCUAGAAAGGCUGAAGUUCACUGAAGAAUCCACAGGCUUCAGGCAGGUUUGCUGCCCGGGAUGACGUGCACAGUUGAUUCUUUAGCUCUAAAACAUCUACAUAGCAGACUGUCCUUGGCACGUAUUGCACAUUAUUGUUUGUCUAGAGCUGUGUUUUUCAAUCUUAUUUAAUUCGCGCCCCAUUUCAUUUUGAAAAAUUCUGUCACCUUGUCAGUUAGAUAAAUAAUUUAUAAUUUUAAUUGAACUCUUCAAUGGCAGACAUUAAAACUAAAAAGAGAAAUUGAUUUCAAUUAUAAAAUGAUUUGAUUGACAUUUAAAAAAGCAACAUGAUUAGACAAAGGUCAUCCUUGUCACCAAAAUUGUGUUUUUAGUAUACCUGGCCUUCUUCCUUCUUAGGGGCGACCCCCCAAAUAAGGCUUCGCGACCCACAGAUUGAAAAACACUGGUUUAGAUGACAAUUGUGUUAUCGUCCCUGUCAAUAAGGUUUGUUCUUACGUCAGAGGUUUCUUGUGGAUGUACUUUGUGGUAAAUAUCAUUUUCGUACAAUAAAUAAGUAGACUCACAAUCACGCUCAAAAAUUGUCUUAAGCAAAACUCUGCGUACGCGUCUAUUAGGCAGAGUUUUCGUUCAGUUGUGUGUCGACCGCGCUUUGAAUACAACGCCACGCAAUGAAAAAAUGUUAAGUAAUAAACUGUCCAAAAAACAGCAUAAUAUCCAAACUUUAAAAAGGAUGGAGUGUCGUAUUCCAGUGCAACCACCAGUGUGUAACUCGAAGUUUUUAAAUCAUUUUGCUAAUAAUUACAUUUCAAUUGAUAAAACAAAAUGUUCUUGCAUCGUGUUCGCGUCCGAGCUUCUUAUGAGCGUGUUCAAUAGACUUUGAACAUUACUGCUACGAAAUAAGGUGUUAAUUUGAAUGAAUGUUAUCUGUACGUUAACGUUAUGCAACGUUUAUUCAACACCGCUCGGACAUUUUUGACGAUUUUUUAUUAGAUGAUUGGAAUUCUAUUUGUCUAUAGUACGUCAAUGUUAGGAAUAUAGAAAAUAAUUUGUUGUAUCCAAUCCAAUGUAAGAAAUAUAAAAAAAUACUCACUUUAGUGUUAUAUAUAUUUCAUAAAAACAACAAACUAUAUUAAUAGCUGAGCGUUUUAAAUUAGUUAUUUCAGUUCAAGAGCGUAUAGUAUGUAUCUGUAUGUUUAAUAAAUAAUUAAAUACCUAUAAUAAUUCUCAACCAUAGAAUAUACUAUCGUAUAGACGACCUGACAGUCCGUUAGCUAAUAGUUUAAUAUUCCAAAUACUAUGGAGCUUUUAGUUAGUUUUAUUAAGAGUAUAUAAUAGAUAAACGGCUGUAUAGCAGAGAUAGGUAAAGACUUUUCUGGUUCAUUGAAUGUGAUGAUACUGGUACUAUUAGUUAGCCAAGCUCCACCUAGAAAGGCUGAAGUUCACUGAAGAAUCCACAGGCUUCAGGCAGGUUUGCUGCCCGGGAUGACGUGCACAGUUGAUUCUUUAGCUCUAAAACAUCUACAUAGCAGACUGUCCUUGGCACGUAUUGCACAUUAUUGUUUGUCUAGAGCUGUGUUUUUCAAUCUUAUUUAAUUCGCGCCCCAUUUCAUUUUGAAAAAUUCUGUCACCUUGUCAGUUAGAUAAAUAAUUUAUAAUUUUAAUUGAACUCUUCAAUGGCAGACAUUAAAACUAAAACUAUAUUAAUAGCUGAGCGUUUUAAAUUAGUUAUUUCAGUUCAAGAGCGUAUAGUAUGUAUCUGUAUGUUUAAUAAAUAAUUAAAUACCUAUAAUAAUUCUCAACCAUAGAAUAUACUAUCGUAUAGACGACCUGACAGUCCGUUAGCUAAUAGUUUAAUAUUCCAAAUACUAUGGAGCUAAUGCCGUGUGUAGCUGACUAUUUAUGACUUGUCAAUUUAAUAGGUUACAGGCCAAAAGAAUCGCUUUCCCUUUCUAUCUAGCUGUCUCUCCGAUAUGUUCUUCUCUCUCAAAGUCAAAUAAACUAUUCAAUUUAUAGGGUUAAAUUAAGCGCUUUUGAACCGUCACUAUAAAGAUUUGUUUUAUAUAACUGAAAAUUUAUUGAAGUAGGCGUUACUUUGCGGAUAUCCAUAAUUAUACAAAUGAUUUAAGUUUUCUUUAAGGUUAAUUCCGCCAAUAUUUGUUUUUAAAAAAUUCGACACACUGAAACUGAGACUGCACAGUCUCGUGCCAGAUUUUGGCGAGACAACACGUCCUGAGGAUGCCCCGUGUAGAGGCGAAACACGUCGAAUUGUUUAAAAACAUUGUCGGAAUUAACACUAAAGAAAACUUAAAUCAUUUGUAUGAUAUAACUGAAUCAACCAGAUGUUCGGAAAAAGUAGAGCUCAUGAGAAGAAAUACAAGAAACAUACUGGCCACUCUUUUCAAUUAAAUACACUCUGUCUAUCAAUAUAUACCCUAGUAUAUUGUAAUUCUUGACAGAAAUAUUUGAGACAACUUACUCGCGGUAUAUUUUUGACAAACUUUAGUCACCAUUUACCAUUGGGACGCUACUUUGCACAGGAUGCCGACUAGAUUAUGGGUAUCACAACGCCGUGAAGCAGUAAUAUGCAAGCAUUACUAUGUUUCAGUCUGAAGGGCGACGUAGCUAGUGAAAUUAUGGGCAAAUGAGACUCAACAUCUUAUGUCUCAAGGUGACGAGCGCAGUUGUAGUGCCGCUCAGAAUUGUUGGGGGUUUUUCAAUAAUCCUGAGCGACACUGCAUUGUAAUGGGCAGGGCGAAUCAAUUACCAACAGCUGAACGUCCUGCUCGUCUCGGCCCUUAUUUUCAUUAAAAAAAGUCUACUAAUAGAAGCCUGUGGAGUUGUUAUCAGAAUAAGUGGACUGUAUAGGUUUGUGUGAAUAGAAUUAAAGGUUUUUUUAGUGCAAUAGUUGUUUAUUGUUAGAAUAACAUCACAUACUAGAAAUAUAUCACUUAAUUAUAACAUAAUAAAUAUAUUAUAAACAUUC
Molecule: messenger RNA, 8004 nt
Organism: Leptidea sinapis
Lineage: Eukaryota; Metazoa; Arthropoda; Insecta; Lepidoptera; Pieridae
Product: protein PFC0760c-like
Exons: 2
Coding region: 137-2185 (682 amino acids)
Source: RefSeq, a predicted model, not a curated record